Morchella sextelata is the source of this 813-nucleotide messenger RNA. RefSeq lists its product as uncharacterized. The transcript has 3 exons. The record is from RefSeq and is a predicted model, not a curated record. Lineage: Eukaryota; Fungi; Ascomycota; Pezizomycetes; Pezizales; Morchellaceae. The coding region runs from base 1 to 813 and encodes 270 amino acids.
AUGUCUGCAAACUCCCCCACCCUGGGUCCAUCCCACGAAAACCUGCAAGAAGAUGCGGCGUCCCCAAUAAUAGCAUCCGAGAUACCGGCCGAAGACACCACAGCGACAGCCCCCGAAUCACAACAAGCUUCGCGGCCUAGCCAUGCGCCAACUGAGACAACGGCUGUGGAAGGGAAUCCUGUAACAACAGCAGACGCAACUAUAGCAGCAGAAGCACUGUCAGCUAACCCGGCCGUCGCACCAACUCAACCACCUCCACCAUCCUCCGUUGCCUCCCACCAACCUGUAACCACUGCUACAAUAGCUCCUACAGACACCGCCGCCGCUGCUGCUGUUGUCUACACACCAUUGAAAGAUAUGAAGACAGCAUCAUCGCCCAUAGAGCCGACAGUGGCGUCACUGUCAAUCACAUUACUGCUCAUCUCGGGCGUGCGCCAUCAAUUCGUGAUGGACGAGGCGUAUCUAACGCGGCACUCGGUCAAGACUGGAAAAGAGGCUCUGAAGGAUCCGUUCGAGAUGAGCGUAUGGCAACUGAAGGAGUGUAUAUGGAAGGAUUGGAAAGAAGAAUGGGAUCAAAGGCCAGCUAGUGCCAUGUUCAUAAGGCUUAUACAUUUCGGCCGCAUGUUGGAAGACAAACAUCCUCUCAAAGACUGCAGGCUCAACCAAGACACCCCGAACGUCGUACAUAUGACCGUCCGUCCUCCAGAGGUUGGUGACGAUGAAAUGACGCAACGGAGCGCAAAGGGAUUCGGACACAAUAGGGAGAAUGGCAAUAGCAGUAGCUCUCCCUCAUGUAGGUGUGUCAUAUUGUAG